Corythoichthys intestinalis (scribbled pipefish) is the source of this 5765-nucleotide messenger RNA. RefSeq names its product armadillo repeat containing 5 (gene armc5). Gene Ontology annotation, biological process: anatomical structure morphogenesis. Bases 1870 to 5277 code for a protein of 1135 amino acids. Gene Ontology annotation, cellular component: cytosol. The record is from RefSeq and is a predicted model, not a curated record. NCBI's taxonomy places the organism in Eukaryota, Metazoa, Chordata, Actinopteri, Syngnathiformes, Syngnathidae. Gene Ontology annotation, molecular function: protein binding. The transcript is spliced from 7 exons.
UGACCUUUAUCAUUUACGUGGAAUAUGUACUGUGUGAAAGUGAGAAAAUUGAUAGUAUAUACGAAGUGAUUAUUUCUGCCAUAACCGGUAAUUCGCCUCCAAGCGUUAUUUAGCCGUGAGCACGUCACUGCAAAAUAACCAAUUCCCACCAGGCCAAUAAUAUACCGAUUGACUAAUCAGAGCAGUUCACUACAAAAGAAAAAUAACGCUUUGCGAGUUGCCGGUUACGGUAAUAAUAACCACUGCCUAGACUAUUGAAUCCAAGCAGCUAAUUGGGGCAAAAAUUAAAGUUUACUCACCAGUAAUAAAAUGUCGGCUGCAAACGUAAAUGUGCUUGGAUUUAGGUUCCCACAGGCGAAAAUAGUCCACAGAACCGUCUUCUUUUACUGUUCCUCGAUUAAUUGCUCUCAGCCAUUUGUUUCUCCUUUUCUUCUCACGUGGAAGAAUGAAGAACUUCAAAUGCUGCUCCGAACUCUUCCUUGUGUGACAACCCGCAACACAGCAACUUUUAGUCAUUCCGACGGAAAAAAGACCGCAAAUAAAAUGGAAGUUAAAUGCGUUUGUAUUACAAUGCACGACAGAGCAACUGCUUGUGACUCGUCUUUUGCCCCAUUGUCAAUAUGGCGACGCUUUGUUGUGGCUGGUGACGUCAUUAAAUGCCCGGAUGUCCGACUUCCUCUAUAUGAAACUUGUUAACUCAUUCACCCAUAGCUAUAGCAGUCAAAUGUCAAUGUUAUCUUUAUGGGAGAGCAAAACUUAUUAUAAAUAUCAAUGUCAUUUGCCUUUCGUAUAAACCGAGGGGAAAUGAUUAAAAUCAGUUUUAUUUUAAGCCAUUCCACAGUCAUAGUAGUAAUUACAAUACAGUAUUAAUUUAUGUACUGAAGAAGUGUUUUUUCCCCUCGUCUGUGAAUAAAAUGUCACCUUUUUUAAAUAUCAAGCAGCUUUUGUUUCUCCAGUUUCUCCCAGAAUGUUUCCCUCUUGUUCACUUCCUAAAAUGUCCAUAUUUGUUGUAAACGUGUAGAUUAACAACGCCUAAAUAUUCGUUCCUCCCAUUUGAUGAACAGGAGUUUACGACAAAACACUCGGCACGUUGGGAAAUGUAGUCUUACUCUUCCCACACACGUUCGAUGUUAAACGCGUGUAUUUACGAAUUAAAACUACAAUCUCCAAAAACCGCCUGCUGCAUUAUGCUGGCACUACCUCACGGUUAGUAGUUUUCUGGAACAGGAAACAAACAAUAGAAAGCGACUCGACGUAAAGUUUGGACUACAACUCCCAGCAUUUAGGCAAGCCAACCCUCCUCUGUUCUUCCCGCUGUCUUCCCCGAGCGCCCCUGUUUUCUUGUUUGGCUAAAGAUGGCGUUAGCGGCUAACACAGGCGAUUGGUUUUUGUGUCACACGGACUUUUUGGACGGUUGCGGCGCAGCAUCGAGUAAUCAUAGCUUUGCCUCGUCACUCGGUGUGUGAAAAUAUGUUACAUUAGCCAAACACGCGUCAGGGAGCCGGAAAAACGAUUGGCUGGCCUUCGACACGACAUAGGCCUGUUUUGCGGUGAGCAGAGGGAAAGCGGGCGGGACUUCAUUUCCCAUGAGCAACCGCGGCAUCAGGUGGUACAGUAUUCUUUUCCGUGUCGGAAAUAGUAUUAUACUGACGCGGGCGUUUUUCAAUUUUCUAAUGACAGUAUGAAUGAACUCAAUUAUGGCACCGUUGGAACGUGAUAGACAAAUGAAAUGGUGUUAAAGCAAACAAAGUUGUGUUCUGCAGUUGUUGGAAACGUGUCUGUGAAUGAAAUUGCAAAGAAAAGUUAAAAGACUAGUGAGCCAGUAGGCUGGCUACAUGGUUUAAAAACAAACAAACAAACAAAAAAAACAUGACAGCUUUACCUAUACAAAGUGUCCGGAAGCAGUGCCGAGCCUCUUCCAACAGGGAAGGGUCUCCAUCUGCACCCGAGUCCUCCUUGACCUGGUGCCUGGCCCACCUGAGCAAACCGCCACCUGAUUCAGAAGUAGAACUGGUCAAGAGGUCUCGAUUCGCCCAGUGGCGCGCACUGGUCGCCAUCCGAACGCAGCACAUUAAAGGCGACAAGGCCGGCAUCACCCGCUUCCGGACUCAAGGGGGUCUGCGGCCCUUGCUGGACCUGCUCGGCCACCCGGGCUGCUCUAGGAAGACUCUGGACUUGACCCUCAGCAUCCUGGCCAACUGCUGUACUGAACAGGAGACGCGCAUCGCGGUCCGCAAGCUUGAUGGAAUCAAGAUUGUUGUGGAUGUGAUGAAGAGGAAUGUGGCCCAUGAAACCAUCCAGAACCGAGCUGCGCGGGCUUUGGGGAAUCUCGCCAUGGACUCGGAGAACUCUGCGCUGAUCCACUCGGCCGGCGGUGUUCCUCUACUCCUCCUGUGCAUGUCACUGCCAUCCACACCGUCCUCACCCACCUCAACGCCGCCAAUAGAUGCCUGCCCCAAGCUGGAGUGCGCCCAGUCGGCCUCGCGGGCCCUCCUCUACCUGUCGGACGCGCCGGCCAACCGCCUAUCUCUGCUCACCCAAGGCGCCCUGUCCGCCGUCGCUCCCUUCGUCGCCACGGAGUUCCCACAAGGAUUGCGGCGGGCGGCCCUGAAGACUCUCCACGAGCUCACCCGAAGCUGUGGCCCCGAAUGCGCCCGGGAGGCGUCCCGCUCGGGGGUCUUGGCCCAGCUGGGCAUCAUGGCCUCGGGAGAGGCCGGGAAGCCGUUCGAAGAGCUGGCGCUGAAGACCCUCGCCAACUUGUGCUCACAGGGAUGCCUGCGCCCCUUGGUGGGCUCCCUCGGGGUGAUCCCCAAGUUCACGGCGGAGGCCAAAAAAGACCCCCACAAAUCGGGGGUCUUCUUCAGGGCGCUGUGUCUGUGCUGCAAGGAGGCGGUCAACCGCGCAAAGGUGAAGGAGAGCGGCGGGCUGGAGGUUCUGGUGGGCUUUCUAGCAGCGCACCCAAGUCACCCCCUGGCGCGGCUUGCCAUCCUGGCGUGCGUGGACUUUGUCUUCGACGAGUCGGCCGUGGAGCAGCUGCAGGACUUGGGGCUGGUGCCCCUGCUGGUGGCUCGGUUGGAGGCGCUCACCGUCGGCGACAAGACUGAGGCGGAGGCUGGCGGGGGCGCUUCUUCGGCAUCCGCUCAAAGCGAGUCGCUGUCGCCGUCCUGCUUGGACUCCUUUGACUUUGCACCUUUCGAGGACUGCAAGAAGGAUGAGGGUGGAAAAGAACAAGGAUCCUCCAGCUUCCUUAGACUCAGGUCAUGGCUGCUCUCCGAGGGUAUGAUCUCCAGUGAAGAGGACUUACUGGAUUCCUCCAACAGCGCCGACGGGGACUGGGCGUCGUCCCCUGCUCAAAGCUCACCCAAACCAGACUGCCUCACUCCGUUAAAACCGCGCUCUCCUCUCAACGCCGCUACCUCAAAGAAAGAAGCUCUCAGUUCCUCGCCGUCGCCAUGGAAAGCGGCGUCCCCGACCUCCAAGUUCUCGUCACCACACAGGAGGCGGCAACGGACACCAGGGGCAAUUUCCUCGUCGGCCGAGCUCACCGUCGACGCGCCUCCGUUGGCGCCGCGGCCAUUCGCUUACCGGCAUCCGUACCACCCUGAACCCUGGACGCCCGAGUCGCCCGUCCUGCUGCUGCUGUCGCGCUUCUCCCACGCUGCGGAACCCAGCCCCGCCCUGCUCACUUCAGGUACCGUGUCGGGACUGCUACGCUAUCUGGGCCAGCACCGGGACCCCAGCGGGCGCUGCUUCCGCCUGCUAUGCCGGCUCAGCUGCAACCCAGGCUGCCUCCGGGCGCUGGUCCGCACCGGUGCCGUGGCCCUCAUUCACCACAAACUCUGCCAGAGCGACGACGGGGUCGGGCGGCAACAAGAUCGAGUCAGAACCAAGGUCAAACAGCUCGGUGUGACUCUCCUCAACAAUCUACACAUCCAGUGCGAGUCGUCGUUCGGCGCGGGGAUCGUAACGCACGUCAUGCUUUCGGGCUCUGAGGCGGACCGAGUCAACUGCGCGCUCUCCCUGCCUUUGAUCAGCAGCAACAAACUUCUGUUGCGGAAACUCCUCAUAGAAUCAGGCAGCUUUCUCUUGGCCCUGCAGCCGCUGAGUUGCCGCGACGAUGCAGACUCCCACACUCCGGAAUGUAAACGUCUGCUUUCCGCCUGGCCCGACUCCGCGGACCACUCGCUCUACUUCUGCCUCCUGAUGGGCUGCUUGUCCCCGCUUGUGUCGAGCAUCAAGCCCGACCUCGGACGCGCGAUUCAACUUGGAGGCGCUGACCGAGCUGCCCCGCCUCCAUGUAAAAAGCCCCGCCACGCCGACAUCUGCCCGUACGCCACGUCCGACUUUGACCUCCUGCUGCUCCUGGACGACGGGGUGGAGAUCCCCGCCAACAGAGACGCUUUGGCCGGGACAGGCUCGGAGUACUUCCGGGCUUUGCUGAACGGCGCUUUCGGCGAGGCGAAUUCCGAAGGAGCCAUCCGGAUUAAAGAUGUGACUGAAGGCAUGUUGGUGCCUGUGCUUCACUACCUCCACGGAUGCCGGCUGGUGGCGCCCAACCAGACAGAAAAAUGCCAGUUUUUGGACUCUCUUGGCUUCGUAUCCUGCCGGUCGGAGGAGCCCAGCUUCCAAGAUUCUCCGUUAGGCGCCACCAUGACUGGAGCGUGCAGAUUCCUUGCCACGGAACUUAAAGUAGAGCUGGAGGAGCGCUGUGUGGCUCGACUGCUUUCCGAAACCAUCGUAACGACGCCCAAAAUGGAUCGCGUGACAGCGCCCCCUGCGGGAGGUGACCGGGAUACCGUAGAAGAACACCUUGCUAGCAGGACGUCCGAGCUGGAUCUGACCUGCGUACAACCUCAACUGGAGACUUUGUUAGAGAAAAAUGUGGAAACCAGCACUUUCACUCACAAAAAAGAGAAAGCAGAUACUAUUUACAAAGUUAAAAGUUUUAAGUCCCUCCCGGAAAACGAGAAAUCAGUGUUGAAAAGCUCGGCUCAGCUCCUCAAAGAAGCACUACCGGAGGAAGAAGCGGAAGGAGGCGCGGGAGGGGCGGUCGCCGUCCUCUUGCCGCAGAUGUACGGCUUCGCGCAGCGCUACAGCUACCCGGCGCUGCGUCGGGCCUGCCUGGCUCUGUUGCUAGGAGGGCGGGACGCAGGGCGGCGCUCGCCCUUUUCGCCCCGCGAGGCCGCCCAAUGUCUGCGAGAGGUGGCGGGGCAAGCAGACUGCGUCGACACGCUCAAGCAGGAUCUUCUAAGUCUGGUGGCAGAUGCUCUAAAUUGAAGAAAUCAAGCUUAUGCAUGUUUGGAUUGCGCUCUUAUUUUUUUGUUUUCAUACGGAUGGACUUGGGGUGCCCAAAAAAUGGACUUACUCUUUAACAGCCCUUAUUUUGAUUUAGGUCUUAGCGUAAAUUCGUAAAACAAGUUGGCGGUAAAGCACUAUUUUUGUUCUAAAUGAAUCCCCUCAACUCACUUUUAACUCAUUGGCCGCCAUUAACGGCAAUUGACUUCUAAUCCAUUUGAACUAGGAGGCACUUGAUGUAUGAAAUAUAUAUAUAUAUACUUAUAGUGGUAGAAAGGUUUUGCCCCCAUUUUUUUAAAUUAAAAACUAAAAAAAUAUUUAUACUUGUGGUGACCCUUCAUUAUAUGUUCAUAAUUCACCCGUGGAACUUAUGUGGGAAAUUUUAGCAAUAUAAUUUUAGAAAUAUUUAGCCGUGUGCGUUUCCGGCACGAGAGACUACAGAGUCACGAGAAAGUCACGAGCGGCCGAAC